Molecule: messenger RNA, 1238 nt
Organism: Aspergillus steynii IBT 23096
Lineage: Eukaryota; Fungi; Ascomycota; Eurotiomycetes; Eurotiales; Aspergillaceae
Exons: 2
Coding region: 226-1116 (296 amino acids)
Source: RefSeq, a predicted model, not a curated record
UCCACGCCGAUAGAGAAAGAGAAGAAAAAGAGAUGGACUUGGCUGCGACGGAGGAGCACGCAGAAGGUAGGUCUCGUUCAGAUCGCAUGGUCAAGCAUCAAGGGGGAGAACACGGGUUAAUGCAUUUUUCAUGGUUAGAAUAAAGAAAACUCGCGACCAGAAACACCGAGCGAACCCCAAACCCAGCUUCCCGCCAAUGACCAGGCGAAGCAAGACGCGGCGGAUAUGACGGAGAUCCUGGAGCGACUGAACCUGGCGGCCGACAACAACAAAGUGAUUUCCAUCAGCGACGAGACCCAGGAGCUCUUGCGCAAGUUCAAGUUGAUCUUUAAGGAUCUGAUCAACGGUGUCCCAACUGCCUACCAGGACCUCGAGAUGCUCCUGACCAACGGCAACAAACAACUCCAGAGCACAUACUCCAAGCUCCCUAGCUUCCUACAGAAGCUUAUCGAGAAGCUCCCCGAGCGAUGGACCGAGAGCCUGGCUCCUGAAAUCAUCGCAGCAGCAAGCGAGAGAGCAGGAAAGAGUGGAAUAAACGUGGAAAAUGUGGGCAAAGCUGCAGCUGCCGCCAACAAGAUGGGGAUCGAGGUGCCCAGCCUGAAAGAACUGGUUGGGAAACCGGCUGCUAUUGUGGGAAUGCUCCGGUCUAUCGUGGCCUUUUUACGGGCUCGAUUCCCUGCCGUAUUGGGCAUGAAUGUUCUCUGGUCGUUGGCCCUAACUAUUUUGCUCUUCGUCCUGUGGUACUGUCAUAAACGAGGCCGGGAGGUUCGCCUGGAGAAUGAGCGUCUCGUCACCGAGGCGGAAAUCGAGCAGCUCAAUGAACAAACAGACUCGGACCAGCGAAUUCGCGCUACGGAGACGCCUACAACCACAGCACCCCAAGGGGCUUCGACGGCGGAAAUCCGCGAAGGAAUGAAAGCAGCUGAACAAUCCCGAGAAUCGGCCGUUGCUACACCCAUAAAUGGGCCGAGCGAAACGGGAGAACUAGUUGAACCCCAAAACAACUCUCCCCCGAAGCCAGCACGAUCUAAGUCGAUACUGUCUAUUUGGGGGCGGUCCAACCAGAGGGCAUCUACAGCGCCGGCACCCAAGAUCGAGCCAUACCCGGGGACAUGAUUUUCCUUUUUCCUUUCUCCUUUUCUUUACCCUCCCUCAAUUUCUUGUUUUGAAUCACCUAGAUUUUUCCACGAUCUUGCGUGUUCUCCCCCUUUCGGUUGGUCUUGCAAUUUUUGAUACCA